Messenger RNA from Fulmarus glacialis (Northern fulmar), 964 nucleotides. RefSeq names its product small nuclear RNA activating complex, polypeptide 1, 43kDa (gene SNAPC1). NCBI's taxonomy places the organism in Eukaryota, Metazoa, Chordata, Aves, Procellariiformes, Procellariidae. The annotation marks the transcript as partial. Gene Ontology annotation, cellular component: snRNA-activating protein complex. Gene Ontology annotation, molecular function: sequence-specific DNA binding. The record is from RefSeq and is a predicted model, not a curated record. The transcript has 9 exons. Gene Ontology annotation, biological process: snRNA transcription by RNA polymerase II; snRNA transcription by RNA polymerase III.
UGGUAGAAUAAGAGCUUUGGAGAGGAAUAAGCUCACAAAGAAGACUUUAGAACUGGCACAGCAGUACUUCUUGCCCCCGUACGCUUUCCAGAUUCGAGUUGGUGCUCUGUACCUUUUGUACGGGCUCUAUAGUACACAACUUUGCCAGCCAAAACAAAAGAUCAGAAUUGCACUCAAGGAUUGGCCUGAAAUCCAGAGAUUUCAACAGGAUCUGAUAGAUUCCCAGCAUUAUGAUGCAGCAUACAUCUUUAGGACACUGCGACUUGCCAGGGCAUUCCAUUUCACAGCAAUGCCAAAGCUACUAAACUACAGAACUAAGAAGAAGAUUCAGGAAAACGAAUUUAAAGAGGAAUUUAAGGACCCAAGUAACAGAGUAAACACCCUCAUCACUAAUGAUGUAUUGGAGGAACUGAUGAAUAUUCAUGACCAUUAUCAGAAAAUGAAGUGUGUCAUUUCAGCUGACAAAUCUCAGCCAGACAAGGCCCUGAGCUUGAUAAAAGAUGAAUUUGUAGUUACUCUUAAAGACAUAACCUUGGAACAUCAGGAAUGGCAGCAGAACAGAAUGAAGUUAUUCCUAAAUGCUAAAGAAACUGAUGAAAUAUCAAACAAAAAGGAAGAAGGGACUUUGCUAGAAUCAGAGGGUUCUGAAAGAGCAAAUGCAUUGGCUAGAAUCAAAUACAGGUCUUACUCUGCAGUUGUUGAGGCUUCCAAAUCCAGAAGACAUCGUCAAGUAAAAUUAGAAUCUUCUGAAUCAGGAUCGAAUUACGGGAAAUCUCCAAACCGAAGUAAAAAAACUAGUAGGAGACCACAGCCAGCAAGGAGGAGAGACUCUUUGGAAAUCAAAGGUGAAAUGCAAGUGGCAAAGGAAACUGUUACUCGGCAUAUUGGGAUGCCUAUAAUCACAGAAGAAGAAAACUCAGAUGAAGAAGAAGUAUCUCUCCCCAAGAGGAAAAGAAGAUGUUAG